Molecule: messenger RNA, 3345 nt
Organism: Anopheles nili
Lineage: Eukaryota; Metazoa; Arthropoda; Insecta; Diptera; Culicidae
Gene: RasGAP1
Product: GTPase-activating protein
Exons: 7
Coding region: 1-3345 (1114 amino acids)
Biological process (GO): intracellular signal transduction; regulation of GTPase activity
Source: RefSeq, a predicted model, not a curated record
AUGGCUGACGACACGCGUAAAGUUCGUGUCGAGGAGCAAUUGAAGAUCAAAAUAGGUGAAGCGAAAAGUCUUGUGGGACGCAGCAGCAAUGGUGGAACCGGGUCGUCGAAGGAAAACCGAGAUGUCUACUGCACGAUCGCGCUUGAUCAGGAGGAAAUCUGCCGAACACCGACGAUCGAGCGGACACUUUCGCCGUUUUUCGGCGAGGAGUACCAGUUCGAGAUACCGCGCCAGUUCCGGUAUCUGUCGGUGUAUGUGUGGGAUCGCGAUCGGCACCUGAAGCAGGACAAACCGUACGGCAAGAUUGCGAUCCGGCGUGAGGAUCUGCACCAGUACAACCACAAGGAUCACUGGUUUCCGUUGCGUCCGGUUGACGAAGACUCGGAGGUGCAGGGUAUGGCGCAUCUGCUGAUCAACAUUGACGAUGGCGUGGGCAACCUGAAGCAGCACACGUCCGAGUUUGAGGACUAUCGCUACCUUACCCAACCGACCACGCUCUCCCGCUUGCAGCAGCACCAGCAACAUCAGCAACAUCAGCACCAACAGCAGCAGCAGCAGCUACUCCACCAAAACCAUCUCAACCAGCACAACAAUCUGCAACAUCACGCUGGCGAGUCGAAGGAGAACAGUGGCCUACACCCGUACCAGCCGUGUCCGUCACCGAAUGCUACGUCCAACACCGCGCUCAUGGCGGUUCAGCUGAACAGUUCCGUGAAUAGUACAAAUCUAAAGUUAAUUUACCCCACCAAGGGUGCCACCUCACACGCAACACUCCUCGGCGGGUCGGUGGAUGCCGGAGGUGGCCCAAUGUCCCCGCUGCUGAAGCUGUUCGACUCGAACCACGCAACACCCCUGCUACUGUCGCUGUACAGCAACGGAGGUGGCAAUGGCGAGCUUGGGCAUGGGUUGGGUACCGGAACCGGUGGGUUGUUGGCGGGAAGCGGAACUAGCAGCAGUCGCAUCACGAUCAAGCUGACCGAGUGUCUGGAUUUGGCACGCAAAAACGGACUGUGCGAUCCGUACGCGAUCGUGGUGGCGCAUUACUCGAACAAAAAGAUCAUCUCGAAGCGUACGAAGGUGCGCAAGAAGACGAUCAACCCGUCGUUCGACGAAACGUUCAGCUUCGAGCUGUGCAUCGAUGCGUGCGGGAGUGACUCGUCGAAGAGUGACAGCAACAACAUGUACACGGUGAUGCCCCUCGGUGGGGCGGAUCUGUGUGAGGUCGUCGUCAGCUUCAAGCACGCCAGCCCGGGCAUGGGCGAUGACGUGUUUUUGGGUGAAAUACGACUCCCGCUGCGGGGGAAGCAGCAGCAGAAUGCGGUCCAACCGAGCGCCUGGUACUUCCUGCAGCCACGCACCAGCCAAUCGCGACCGAUGCGUACCUGUGCAACACCACCCGGAACGCGGUUGUCCUGCGAUAGCUCGCUGGGUUCGCUGAGGCUCAAGCUAAACUACACCUCGGACCACGUGUUCCCGCUGGCGACGUACGACCAGCUGUACAAUGUGCUGAUCCAGUCGAUCGAGCAGAAACCGAUCACGGCCAGCGCGGUGCACAUCCUGGGCGAGAUCAGCCACAACAAGACGGAAGUGGCGCAACCACUGGUGCGCCUGUUCACGCACACCAACGUCAUCGCGCCGAUGAUAAAGGCGCUGGCCGACCACGAAAUCUCGAAGCUCACCGACCCGACGACGAUCUUCCGCGGGAACACGCUCGUGUCGAAGAUGAUGGACGAGGCGAUGCGGCUGUCCGGGUUGCACUAUCUGCACGCGACCCUGCGCCCCAUCGUGGAGGAGAUCUUCGCCGAGAAGAAACCGUGCGAGAUCGACCCGACGCGCGUGAAGGACGUCGGUGCGAUCGAGGGCAACCUGCACAACCUGCAGGACUACGUCGGCAAGGUGUUCGAGGCGAUCACGAAGAGCGCGAUCAAGUGCCCGGCGAUACUGUGCGAGAUCUUUCACAAUCUACGCGAGUGCGCGGCCAAGUACUUCCCGCAGAACAAGGAGGUGCGCUACUCGGUCGUCUCGGGGUUCAUCUUCCUGCGCUUCUUUGCCCCAGCCAUCCUCGGUCCGAAGCUGUUCGAUCUAACAACCGAACCGGUGGACGAACAAACUACGCGUACCUUGACGCUGAUCUCGAAAACAAUCCAAUCGAUGGGUAACCUGGUCAGUUCGCGCUCGGCACAGCAACCGUGCAAAGAGAAGUACACCGAGCAGCUGUAUAAGAAGUUUUGCACGGAACAGCACGUCGAGGCGAUCAAGCACUUCCUCGAGGUGAUAUCAACCGUAGGGGUGGCCAACGCCAGCGAAGGGCAGUCGAGCAUGCUGGAACCGGUGGUGCUGAAGGAAGGAGAAUGGAUGAUGACAAAACGUGCCCAAGGACGGAAACGGUUCGGCAGGCGAAACUUCAAGCAGCGGUACUUCCGGUUAACUACGCAAUCGCUGAGCUACGCAAAGGCCAAGGGAAAACGACCCAUCUGUGAUAUACCGUUGGCGGACAUACUGGCCGUCGAGCGGCUCAACGAACGGAGCUUCAAGAUGCAGAACAUCUUUCAGAUCAUCAAAAAAGAUCAGCGACCUCUCUACGUACAAACGGCAAACUGUGUGGAGGAGAAAGAAUGGAUCGAUCUGCUUAGUAAGAUCUGCCAGAGCAACAAGGCCCGCCUCGUGAACUUCCAUCCACGAGCGUACAUCAACAGCGUGUGGACAUGCUGCAAUGAAAGUGAUCAGUACGCGCAAGGAUGUACGCCCGUAUCCUCAUCCAGUCCCAUGCAAAUGGAACUCGCAACGGCUCUGGAUCCGGCACGUGAUCUACAACGGCUCCACUCGUUGAUCUUUGCCAACAUCACCAGCCUGGAGGUGCUGGAUCCGGCGCUAAACGGUACGGCUUGUGAAGACCCAAUGGCUGCCCGGAAAACGAUCAAAAAGCUGAACGAAAUUGCGUGCACGCUCGAUCAGAUCCACCGGAAGUACAAGUCCAUGUUGGCGCGUGAUCUGAAGUAUGGAAGCCGGCAGGCCCCGAUUGGGGACGAUAAUUACCUGCACAUGCCUCGAUCCGGCUUCACGGCCGCUGUCAUGGCGGCAGCUAAUGCCGCCGCUGCAUCCGGUGGUACGCUGAACGGAUCGUCAUCGGCCAACUCGUCCUGCCUGUCGAACAGCAGCAACAACACCGUUGGGAUUGUGGGCCCUGGAAGUGGUCCAUCGCUCAACAACGGUGGAACCGGUGGUUCGGCGUCCAUCAGUGUGUCCACGCAGCAUUAUGCCGAUGCCAGCUUGCCACAUUUUUUCCCCCAUCGGAGCCUGUUAAUGCGUGGCACGGAGGGUGGAGAUCCCCUGACGCAAUGCUAG